AUGCCUGCGGUAGAUGCAACCCUCUCAUCGAUACCGAUCGACCUCUUGCUAGCAGAGUUGGCGAAGCGCGAUGAUGACGACACUAGGCCAGCCUGUGGUUCCGGAAAGCAGGGCUCCUACGACACUCCCCUCCACGUCUUCGCCUUGAUCCUAAUAUUGGCACUCAGCACCCUUGCAUGCGGCUUCCCGUUGAUAUCGAGCCAAUCCCGUGGUCGUCGCCAGAGCCGAAUCGUCUUCUACUGCCAACACUUUGGCACCGGCGUGCUUAUAGCCACUGCCUUUGUCCACCUCCUCCCAACCGCCUUCCUCGCCCUUACCGACCCAUGCCUUCCAUAUUUCUUCAGCAAGGGUUACACGCCCCUGCCCGGGCUGAUAGCCAUGGUCUCGGCGCUGGUGGUUGUGUCGCUGGAGUCGUACCUGACCACUAGAGGCGCAGGGCACUCACAUACACACCAUACGGAGUGGGAAGAGGAAGAUAGAACCGAGGAUGGGUCGGGGCUGCUACGGGGUCACAGCGCUGGUGGUCUGGCGGUCAGGCGCGGCUCGAGGCCUGGGGAUAUCGCGCUUGGCGAGAUGGGCUAUUCAGAGGGCACAGGCUUGAUGAGCGGCGUGUCACCACUGCCGGAAUCGACACCAACGCUGCAAUCCAAUGGCAGGCCAAGCAAUGGAGAGACAAACGCGCUCGGCAAGAGCUUUGCAGACGCGGAAGAAGAUGAGGAUGACGAGAGAGAAUCAAUGGAUCUGGAGCUUCACCUGGACGAGCUGACCACGCCGCGCAACCGCAGCGAGACACGAGCUCUGGCGAGCCCAGGAACGCCCAAGACCCCGGGGACGCCACACAUACCGACCGCGGAGGAGCAGAAGCGCCUGAUGCUACAGUGCGUGCUCCUUGAAGCCGGCAUCCUCUUCCAUAGCGUCUUCAUCGGCAUGGCCAUCUCCGUCGCGACGGGCCCGCCCUUUGUCGUCUUCCUUGUGGCCAUCGCCUUCCACCAGACCUUCGAGGGGCUCGCGCUAGGGUCCCGGAUCGCGGCGCUGCACUUCCCCAGGUCCUCGCCGCGGCCGUGGCUCAUGGUCCUCGCGUACGGCACGACCACGCCCAUCGGGCAGGCCAUCGGGCUGAUCGUGCACAAGUUCUACGACCCGCAGAGCCAGACGGGUCUGCUGAUGGUGGGUAUUAUGAACGCCAUCUCGAGCGGGCUGCUCCUCUUCGCGGGCCUGGUGCAGCUGCUGGCGGAGGACUUUUUGACAGAGAAGAGCUACAAGACCCUCAAGGGCAGGACGAGAGUGAAUGCCUUCCUGGCUGUGGGGGGUGGUGCGACGCUGAUGGCCGCCGUAGGAGCUUUCGCAUAG
This is a messenger RNA of Cryphonectria parasitica EP155, 1350 nucleotides long. RefSeq lists its product as uncharacterized. The coding region runs from base 1 to 1350 and encodes 449 amino acids. Lineage: Eukaryota; Fungi; Ascomycota; Sordariomycetes; Diaporthales; Cryphonectriaceae. Gene Ontology annotation, molecular function: zinc ion transmembrane transporter activity. The transcript is spliced from 2 exons. Gene Ontology annotation, biological process: zinc ion transmembrane transport. The record is from RefSeq and is a predicted model, not a curated record. Gene Ontology annotation, cellular component: plasma membrane.